CAGUUUGUCCGUAAUACGUAUCAUUGUCUGUUAACUCCCGAACGAACAUUAACCGAUAUGGUUGCAAAUUUAGGUCGACUUUCAUAUGGUUUUGCAUUGCCGAAUCUGAUAUUUCAAGCUCUGCGAAUCGUUUUACGGGUUGGCUUGUGUGGUGAACUGGUAACAAAUUCCAUGAGUGUUCAGUGGAGGGAAACACAGCUAAACACAUAUUACACGUGAUUGUACCGUUUUAUUAUCCAUAUUGUUCUAAAAGUUAUGACAUGGUCAUAAAAGGCUUUUCGGUAUUUAUGACUGUAUAGUUCUGAAAUGUGGUUCUUGGAAUCUGUGUAUCGAAAAACAAGGGUUCCGUGCAUCAAAUGUUUGAGCAGUACCCUGGUGCCUGCAGGUUUUGCGUCAUAGUGAAGUGUCUUUACGUCUCAAGGUCCUUUGUCACUCUAAGCAAGUGUUGAUUUGUAUAGCUACGUACAUGUUUAUCAUGUGUUUGUAAUUGAAGGAGUAUUCAUUCUGUCAAUUGUAUCGUUUCCGAGACUCAAACAGUAUCUUAAAAAUCUAAAAUAUGGGUAACAGGUCAUCGUUGCUGCUGCGAGAAGAAGAGAUUGCUCAAAUUCAAGAAGAAACGGGAUUUACACCCAAUCAAAUAGAGCGUCUGUACAGCAGAUUCACAAGUUUAGAUCGUGGUGACUGUGGGACUCUGAGCCGCGAAGACUUCUUACGUAUUCCAGAACUUGCCAUAAAUCCUUUGGGUGACCGCAUAGUACAUGCUUUCUUUGAAGAAGGCUGCAGUGAUCGAGUCAACUUUCUGCAGUUUAUGCAAGUCCUGGCCCACUUUCGUCCCAUAAAGAAAGGCAGGGACAACAAACUGAACUCAAGGGAACAGAAGUUAAAAUUUGCAUUCAAGAUGUAUGAUUUGGACAAUGAUGAUAAGAUUUCCAAAGAUGAACUCUUAGCUAUUCUUCACAUGAUGGUUGGGGCAAAUAUCAGUGAGGAGCAGUUGACGAGCAUUGCUGAGCGUACAAUUGUAGAAGCAGAUCAGAAUGGUGAUCAGAUGAUUUCCUUUGAGGAAUUUUGUAAUGCAUUAGAAAGAACUGAUGUCGAACAAAAGAUGUCGAUCAGGUUUCUUAACUGAAAUAUUAAUGAAUUUAGAAGCUUAAUUUGUUGUUAUAGAAAGGUAAUUUCCUUUGUGAAAAGUAUGAAGAUAUGUAAAAAGCCUUUGUAUUCCAUUAUCAAGAUAUUUUAUAUUAGUUUUGAAAGGUAGGUUGCUCUUCAGUAACAUCUCAAAUGCUGUAAUGAGAUUACUGUAUGUGUAUUAUAUUUUGAUUGUGCUGGUAAUCAUAAUUGUACCAUAUUCAGCACUGUAAUAUAUGAAUAAAUGCAGUUAUUUUAAUGUGAA
Messenger RNA from Zootermopsis nevadensis, 1390 nucleotides. RefSeq names its product calcineurin like EF-hand protein 1 elm (gene elm). Gene Ontology annotation, molecular function: calcium ion binding. NCBI's taxonomy places the organism in Eukaryota, Metazoa, Arthropoda, Insecta, Blattodea, Termopsidae. The record is from RefSeq and is a predicted model, not a curated record.